CGCGAUCGGUCUGCGCAGCGCCCCACGCUAUCUCACACACGUAUUUAAAAGCAGCAGUCCGAUGCCGUCCUUCUCAAACUGUUGUGUUUAUUCGACAGGCUGUGAUGGAUUUAAAAGAUAAAGUGGCUCUGGUGACAGGAGGAGCUCAGGGUUUGGGAAGAAGCUUUGUCGAAAUACUCCUUAAAAAUGGUGCAAAGGUGGCUAUCAUUGACGUAAAUGAAUCACUGGGAAAUGAGUUAAAGGUCACACUUAACCAAGAAUAUGGACCAGACAGGACAGAAUUUUACACUGCUGAUGUCACAUCAGAGGAGCAGUUUAAAGGAGUUUUUCAAAAAGUUGUGGAAAAAUACAGCCACAUAGACAUUGUGUGCAAUAAUGCAGGGAUCAUCAAUGAAAAUGACUGGGAGAAAGCUAUUGCAAUAAACCUGGGUGGAGUGGUGAGAGGAACCUAUCUGGCUCUAGAACAUAUGAAGAAGGAUAAAGGUGGAAACGGAGGAGUCAUUGUCAAUGUUGCAUCUUUGGCAGGUCUAGGGCCUCUGUUUCCAACGCCCGUCUACACAGCGACUAAACAUGGUGUGGUGGGGUUCACCCGGGCUAUGGCAGGAGUUUCCACACUGGCCAACCACGGGGUGCGGAUCAACAUGCUCUGUCCAGGUUUUGUGAACACAAACCUUGUGACCUUAUUUAGUUCAGAGGAGCACGUUGGAAGGUUUUCACACUUGAGGAAUUUGUCGGAGAAGAUUAUGGAGCAGUACGGCGUUAUGGAGACUGAUAAUGUGGCCAAGGCCUUUCUUGUUCUUGUGAAAGAUGAGACCAAGAAUGGAGAAGCUCUGAUGGUUCAUGUUGAUGGUGCUGCGUUUUAUUCUUUCCCUAAACAAGUCAAGGAUUUCCCAUCUACUAAAGUCAACCUACAGUAGCCAAAAAACUACAUUUGACUUUGUUUUCUGUAAUCAAUGUUUUAAAAUAAAAGCAGUUGUCUGCUUUUUACCCUUUGUUUCAGGCUCAGAGAAAAAGAUACUAUAUAUUGACCAAUAUAUUGAUUAUCGGCA
Molecule: messenger RNA, 1049 nt
Organism: Triplophysa rosa
Lineage: Eukaryota; Metazoa; Chordata; Actinopteri; Cypriniformes; Nemacheilidae
Product: 15-hydroxyprostaglandin dehydrogenase [NAD(+)]-like
Exons: 7
Coding region: 105-917 (270 amino acids)
Cellular component (GO): cytoplasm
Molecular function (GO): oxidoreductase activity, acting on the CH-OH group of donors, NAD or NADP as acceptor
Source: RefSeq, a predicted model, not a curated record